This is a messenger RNA of Aplysia californica (California sea hare), 8361 nucleotides long. RefSeq names its product serine-rich adhesin for platelets. The record is from RefSeq and is a predicted model, not a curated record. Gene Ontology annotation, molecular function: poly(ADP-ribose) glycohydrolase activity. Lineage: Eukaryota; Metazoa; Mollusca; Gastropoda; Aplysiida; Aplysiidae. Gene Ontology annotation, biological process: ATP generation from poly-ADP-D-ribose; nucleotide-sugar metabolic process; regulation of DNA repair. The transcript is spliced from 11 exons. The coding region runs from base 172 to 8361 and encodes 2729 amino acids. Gene Ontology annotation, cellular component: cytoplasm; nucleus.
UUAUUUCUCAUCUUAUCCAAUCUUAUUUUAAACUGUGUCUUAUUUCUCUGUGUGUGUGUGUGUGUGUCACAGGUGGAUUUUGCCAACCGGUCAAUCGGUGGAGGAGUCCUGGGUAGAGGAAGAGUACAGGAAGAAAUCAAGUUCAGCACGUGCCCCGAGCUGAUAGCGGCCAUGUUGUUUAUGGAGAACAUGGAGGACAAUGAGUCGAUGGUGAUCUCGGGCUUUGAGCAGUUCUCAGUGUGCACGGGCUACGCCGAGUCGCUGCAGUUUGCGGGACAUUUUGAGGGGCAGGCGGAGGGCGACGUGGAGAACAACCGCCUGGUUGCCAUGGACGCAGUGUCGUACCGAGGAGGCCCCCCGUCGAGACAGUACGGGGAGACGGCGCUCACGAGGGACCUCAACAAGGCUCUCAUCGGGUUCAGCAGGACCGUGGGAGGCCGGCUGUUUCCACCGCCACGGGAUGAGGGCUCUAGAGGUGAAGCUGAAAGUGCGGGUUGUUCUACCCUCGUGGGAGAGCCCAUGACAAGUCACUCAUCAUCCCACCAGCAGCAGCAUUCUCGUCGUGAUGGUUCAUCGAAACAUCAGCAUCAUCAUCCUCAACAUCCGCAGCAGCAGCAGCAACAACAACAGCGCUUCCAUACUCUCCAGCAGUCUCUAGAAUCCCCAGGGGGAGGCCACUCUGGUAGAAGAUCGUCUGGUCCUCGGUCACAGACCGACAGAGGUUCUGCCCCUUGCCACCACCUGACGCCCCUCUGCCGAGUGGCAGGGGACCCUUCGGAUUUACCUCCCCCUUCAAGCGGGCUUGCCAGUUCCACAGAAUUACCUCCCUUUGCUGGUGGGAUUGCAGCAGAAAGCAGGAUAUUAUCUCCCCCUUUCAACACGCUUGAGUCGGAAACUGAUGGACAGAUGUGCAUGGAUAUUUCUCCGUCUUCGUCAAUACUCCCAGCACAGAUAUCUCCUCUUUCCUCUGUCGUCGUGUCAGUUUCUUCCGAGACAAACCCACACUCUGACCGUGUCGGCGAAAUCACGGUUCCAACGAGCAUUUCUCUGACCAGCUCUUUGUCAGAAUGGGACAGGCCAGUGCCGCCUUAUGCUGCGCAGGAUCACGUUGCUGCUCCUUUCUCUUCCACUUCCACGUUUGCUCAACAAAAACAACAACAGCAACAACAAAUCUCGCUUCCCCGGUCACUGGAUUCGAACCUUCCCUCCCCAGGUUUGGGCGGAGAACAUGCGCUGCAGUCGGAUAUUUCUCAGCUGGAUGUUUCUUCAGCCGGUGCAGCUGCUGCAGCUGGUGUCGACUCCGAGCGUCUGGUUGAGCCUCGGGAAAGUGAAGAAACGGUAUUUCCCCACAGCAAACUAAGUGCCUUUCAAAGUAUUCCUUCUUUAAGCGUUGAGGAACAUCACGAUGUGUCCUCUGUCAGAGGUCGAGAGUUAGCGUCGUCGUCGUCGCCAUUGUUAUUUCCCACGUCGUCGCCGGAUCUCCAAACUCAGUCAGAUUUGUCCGAGAUGUUUCGUAAAGGGUUGCGCAGCGAUAUUCUGGGUAACUUGAAGAAAAAGAGCUCGCAAGAGCCGCGAGAACGUUGGUUGAAGUCGUCAUUUUCUGUUCCAGUGGAGCGAGGGGGAAGAGGACUCGUGAGAACAGGAAGUGGAUCUGUCGCCGCGUCGGAUUCUGCUGCGUCUUAUUCUUUGUCGAGAGAUGUAAGUCAAGAGACGCCGGGAUCGUUGGAGUCGGAGGAAGUGAAGAUGAUUUGUAAGCUUGGGACGAGUAAGGAGGAGGAGGUGGAAGAGGGUGCAGGGGAGAGUUUCUGCAAACAAAGCAGAUUGUCGUCACGUGCUGUUGCAGAUUUGGAGGUUGAUCAGCAGGUACGUGGAUCUGUUCCUCCCCCUCCUCCUCCUCCUCCUUCUCACCUGCACCACUACAGGAAGACAGGGGUCGGAGGGAUAGAGAGAGCGGGCUCAGAGAUGUCCAACUUUUCCAUGAUGGUCAAUCUCGACUCUCGCAGCGUCUCGGCCAACUCCACUGAAGAGGAGGGUCAACACCUUCUUCCCAAACGAACGGACGUCGAUUCGGCAAUGGUAUCGGUGGCCACCAUUUCUGGUCAAUACGCUUCGGCCACUACAGUAAGUCCCCAAGGUCCUGGUGGCGCGGGUUCGAAUCUGGGUUGUAAUUUGACUGGUCGCAUGGUAGAACCAGAGGUAUCGUCGGAGAUGCCUUCUCCAGAUUUGUCCUCGCUGAGUGCGUCUCCCAACACAAACUUUGUGGCUGUCCCUCAAACGUUUUAUCGCGAGCCUCUCAAUGGUUCGAAUGAUGCUCACGUCACCGCAGAUUUUUUCAUCGCAGACGAGGACGGCUCGGACCAACGAGAUCUGUCCGCGGAACUAAGACAACACAUUCUUCAACAACAUCAACAACAACAACAUCGGCAAGAGCAACAACAGCAUCAACAAGAGCCAAGAAACGGAUCCCGCGACAUCUACACGGAGCUCCGAGAGUUCCUCUCUUCCUCCAGCGCCGGUUCGCGCAGUUCGGGUUCGGGCGGGCCUCUGUCCAGCGCCAACUCGGCCUGGGGCUCCCGCUCGGGCUCCCUUUCCUCCCACGGGACCAACGGCUCCACCAACGACUUCCUCGAGUUCUGGAGUCACUUCAGACGCCGGAGUUCACAGUACAGCGACGCCACGUCGCGACGGUCGAGUUCCAGCAAACAUAGCUCCGACUUCAGCACAGACCUAGAGACGUUUGUCUACUCUCGUCAGGAGAUUGCCGAGGGACUACCACCGCAGCCGCACCAACAGCAACCGCAACAACCACAACAUCACCACAGUCACGGGGUGAUAGAGGAGGAGGGAGGGCUGGUCACCCUGUUCUCCGACUUUGCCUCGCAGUUUGUGUCGGUCGCCAUGGUGAAGGGUGUGGCCGGUGGAGCCUGUGUGGGGCCUGUCGCCGGGGGGAUGGGGGAGGCUGAUGUUGGACAUGUGUCUGAUGUGGUAGGGGAGGCUGAUGUUGGACAUUUGGCUGAUGUGAUGGGGGAGGCUGAUGUUGGACAUGUGGCUGAUGUGAUGGGGGAGGCUGAUGUUGGACAUUUGGCUGAUGUGGUGGGGGAGGCUGAUGUGGGACACCGCGCCGCUGAUGAGGUGGGGGAGGGAGUUGAAGGAGUGGUUGGUGCAGGUGUGGUUGUAGUGGACAAUCAUGCUACCUCCGGUCCGGCCGGGCGAGGAUGUGUGGUAGUUGUUGCUGGCGCUGGUGGGGACGCGGAUUCCGCCUGGGAUCAAAAAGAAGAAGAGAAAGGAACAGAGGAGGACCAGCCUCUGGAGAGUGCAGAUGUUGCUGGUAAAGCUGUGGUAGAUGAUGAUGAUGCUAAAUGUGCAGAAUUCGAAAGACAAAAAGUUGACAAGGAAGCUGUUGUCGAGACUGGGACCGUGCGCUCGGAGAGUAGGUCAACCGUACCUUCGGGGGCCCACCAGCGCGGAGGUGGUGUCGCCAAGACCAGCACCUUAACCAGACAAGAAAACGUAAAUCUGGAUCUGUGCGAAGGAGACGGUGGUGAAAAGAAAGGUGAGGUGCCAGGACUCGACGAUACUGCUCAAGCGGUAGAUGAUGUGUCAAAGGGUUUGGAUUUUAGACACAGCUCGAAGGUUCACAGUGGAGCCAAAGCUGAUGAUGUGUUAGCCGAGCAAGUGACCUUGAAAAGUACGGAGGAUGCAAAUGUUGCACAACGAAGCGUGAGAAGCUCGAAGGUCCCUCAGCCACUUACUAUACUGCCACCAUCAUCAGCGCCACCACCGCCGUCCCCUCUCAAACCCCCGACCUUCACCAGCGUCGUUGGGUCGGAGGUCGCGCCAGAAGUUCUCACCCCGGCGGCGCAGUCCCCCCGCGUCAGACAGCUGCGGGGCCAGCCUCCACUUCCGUCGCCAGAGGGCGGGGGCGCCUGUCCUUCACCUUGGCACGGCAGUCUCGACUCUGGUUUCGGCUCAGGGAAAUCUUCUGUGGCCAGCGUGAGUGUUUGCGAAGCGGAUGUCCUGUUGUCCUUCGUGGUCCCAUCUGAUGGGGGUGGGGGUGCUGGCGGUGGGAGGUCAGCGGCCGAAAUGUCUUCCUCGAAUACUCCAGUUUUUGUCGAUGAGGAUGACCUUGGGACUCAUGGUGGUGACCUUCAAACUCAUGGUGAUGACCUUGGGACUCGUGGUGGUGACCUUCAAACUCGUGGUGAUGACCUUGAGACUUGCGGGGGUGACAACGUGACUCAUGACAGUGACCUUGGAACGCUUCCGGCUGUUUCCACAACAGCAACAUCCUCUGCUGCUGCUCUGCCUGUUGCUACUGCGACGGUACAAAACAUUCUCAUGACCACUGAGCAGGCGGGAGAGAAGAGGACUUUGUAUGCAACGCUGGAGACAAAGACCAUUUAUUUUCCGGAGGAAAACGUCGUGCGUCCCGUUGUCAAGAAAAAAUCUGGAGAUGGAAAUCCUCGUCCUACUGCUCCACGUCUGCAGCCGUCCUCGCCCCAUGCUGCCUCGGAAAAGUCUGUCCGCACUCAGCAGCCGGCUUCCUCUUUGACGGCGGGCUCCCGCAUCCCGCUAGCCUCUCCGUCUUCGCCGUUGUCGGGUUUGAGCGAGGACAGAGGGAGGAGUCGUCACAACGACCUUCAAAGGAAAAAAGAGGCGGUGACCGGCUCUGCGAAGUCAUCGGGAAGCGGUGGAGCGAAUGCGAGAAGGGUAUCGCGGCCGACCUCCCAAACUGGUGGUUCUGGGCGGAGUGUGAAAACCGGUGCAGUACCUGUCAAGUCUGUGACUGCCGUCUCCUCCUCUCCCCCUUUCUCAGCAGCAGCUUCGUCGUCUUUGUGUGCGGAAAGCAAAAGUGUGGCCAGAACCCCUGUGGGCAUUCCCACACUCAAAGUGACAGCUUCGAGGAGACGGGAAACAGAGUCAAAGGUCAAGGCCAAAGAUACGGGUUCGUCGAAGAGCAAGGAUUUGGGCUCAUCUAAGGGAAAAGAAUCGAGCUCAUCGAAGGGGAAAGAUUCGAGCCCCUCCUCGAAGGUGAAAUCUGUACCUCCUGUUUCUUCGGGAAAAUCUUUGCCCCCACCGCCAGCUCCCCCUCCACAGUCUCAGUGUGAGAAAGGCGGCCAUGUUGGGAGGAAAAGUGACAAGUCUAGCGGCUCCCCGUCCAAAUCUAAGGGAAAUGUUCACAAGAAGAAGAGCAGCGUGGAGAGGUUGUUCAAUCCUCACAAGAGCCGGUACAUCUGCUCCGACGUGGCCCCGCCUCUCGUCGACAGAAAACCCAGAGGGAAGACUGGCUCCUCGUCCUCGUCAAUGCGGGUGUCGGCGUCCUCGGGGAGGGUUGCGUCGUCGGGAAGUAGACGGAGGGAAGAGAGGAAUUCGGGGAGGAGAGAGGAGAGGAAUUCGGGGAGGAGAGAGGAGAGGGGUUUGCGGAAGGCUGGAGAGGAGGGGAGGAGGAAGAAUCAGGUGAAGGAGUUUACUACAAAGUCUCCGAGGUUUGUACGGUUCGUCAACUCGUUGGCCGAGCGGGCCCUGAGUCAGGCCGUGCUGGAAGGGGCGGAGCUUGUCGCGCAGCCGUCCCCCUCUUCCGUUGCUGCCGGUGUUGAUGGGGGUGCACGGGAGAAGUCGCAACGAGACCUUGUCCCAGAGGAACUAUUUAACUGGUUCGCGAACAAGAUCAUCCAUGAGGUGUUUUUUCACGUUGUGAGCGAGUUGGAGGCCAGAGAAUAUGACGAGCAGACUGGCAGAACGAUACAACGAUAUCAACAGCAUAGCCAACACCACCAUGGGGCUGAUGGGAUAGCCACAGCCAGCGUCGAUCAGGGAGCAGGAGGUGCGGCAGCCAGCCUCCUAAUCCCACCAUCGCUCUCAGCAUCGUCGGUGCGGGGCUCUGAGAGUCCGUGUGGAGCACAGUCCGUAGUGGUCACAAACAGCUACCCCACCCCUACAUCUCUGUCAGAUUCGAACCCAAACCUCAAGCCUUCAGCAACGGGGGAUAGUGGCGGUGUGCAAAACGUGAAAGUUUCACCGUCAAUGUCGAAGACUGUCUCGUUUCAGGACUGCGGACCACGAAGGGAUGAUGAUGAUGACAACAACUACAGCUACCACCACCCUCACCGCCACCGCCACCACUUCAGCGAUGAUGACGAUAAUGAUGAUCGUGAAGUAAAAGAAUCCUCCGAGGUUUCUCAACCGGUGCACAUUCCGCUGACCGUCAACAUUUCUCCUUCCUCUUACCCGGCAACGGCGGCAGGCGCCUGGCGACAACAAAGUAGCGGUGCCGGCGUUCUUCUGUCGUCCUCUGAACUAAGCAAUACAGACUUGUCUUCCACCUCGCCCCCGUCCUCCAAACCCACAGCGGCGACGACCGCCGGCCGACAGCCAUCAGAACACCCUCCACACACCUCCUCGUCCUCCUUAACCGUCUCCUGUCCGUCCCCCUCCUCUUCACAACGCCAAGCUCCUCCAACAACAACAACCACCACCACAAGCAGCAGCAGCAACGCGGGGGCUGGUGCGUCAAACACGCCCCCGCCUACCUCCGACACCCCCCAGCCCCCUGCGGCCCCACCGCUACGCCACAGUCGGUCACUUUCCGAGUUCCGGGGGUCGGCCAGUCUGACCCCCGCUGACCUGUGCGUGGACGUGUAUCAGACAGCGGCCACCAUCGUGAGCCAGGUGUUCCAGUCCAUCUCGGAGCGGGGGGUGGUCGACCUGCAGGCUCUCAGCCCGUCCUCCGUCUCCACACGGAGGGGAACUGGAUCAUCCGCCGACACGGGCUGCCACUCGACCGGCAGCAGAUACCACAGCCAGUACGACAGCUUUGCCUCCAACAUCUUCUCCUCCUCCUCCACCAAAGCUUCGGGCAGCCCUAAGCGGGCGCGUCGCUCCAUGUCCCCGAGCAUCGGCGUGUUCUCCCGCAAGCCCAUGAGUCGCGAGACCUUGACCAGCGCGUUCCUGCGUGUGGAGGCCACGCCCAGCGUCAAGUCGUACGAGCGAAGGAGCAGCGAGCCGUGCCAGACCAGCGUACAUCUGUCGCUGCAGGCGUUCAACAACAAUAAGUUCAAUACCAAGGCCGUGGAAGAGAAACAGCGCAAGAUCUCCCGCACGGAUGACGACAUCGGCUGCCACAGGACCUGGCGGCGAGGCUCGCUUGACGGCUUCUCCUUCGAGCGCCGCAACUCGUGCGGCUUCAAGGACCCCGUUCUGUCGCGGUUUGCCGAGGAGCUGAUGAAGGCAGACACGUCGGUCCCCGAGCUGGUGAUUGUGGGUUCGCACCCCAGCUCCUCCACCACUGGUUCCCGUCGUAGCAGCAUCAGCGGCUUCCGCGACAUGACCUUGGCCAAUCUGGAGAGUGAGCUACUCAACACUAGCUUUACCAGCUGUCUCACGGGCAUUAGCAGUGUAGCGGUUUGGGGCUUCCCUGAGCGCUUGAAUGCUGGAGGCCAAAGCUCAAUUCCUUACUGGAGAGAAGUUUUUAUGGCGUAUCCCAUAUCCCAGUCAUCGUUCAGGGAUGUUGACUACGCCAGUCUGUUUGCGGGACAAGUGGUGCAGGAAGCUGUGUGCGUGUUGAAGAGCGACCCCGACUACCUCACUGCUGAGCAGGCCAACAUCGACAUCUACGCGGAGAAUCUCACCGAUCAGAUUCUGAGAGAAGCCUUCUCCGACUCAGCCAAUGGGAGAGAUCUUCCCUCCCCUCGGUGGAUGGGAAAUAGUCACGAUAUUUACGAGGCCUCAUCGUUCCUCUUCGUCGUCGUCACCGUCGUUAUUGCUGUCAGGUCAACCGCAGCCGCAGCAGAGUUUUGCUUGUUCGUCGCUCACCUCCCCAUCUCCUACCUCGGCCGCUCCACUCCUUCCCUCUCAGAGCCAGUCGUCGCGGCAGAGAGACUGGGGGGGCGCCAGGCCGAAGCAGAGUUUUCACCACAGACAGGAUUUGUCGGGGCCUGUCACCAGCACACGUUCCCUGCCCUCCCCGUCUUCUGUGUCUUCUCCGUCGAUGUUCUCAGCAGUGCAACAACAACAUCAACAACAGCAGCAGCAGCAGCUCAAGUCUUCUUCGUCGUCAUUUUCUUCGUCUGUCCUCACCGCCACUACCACCACCACCACCGCCUUCGUCGUCCCCUCAGCAGCAUCACAAUCAGCAGCAGCAGCAGCAACAACAACGACCGUGAGAAAACAUUCUCCGUCCCUAUCGUCUGCCUUACCCCUGUGGCCUACACAGCCACUUUCUUCAUCAGCGUCUUUGUUGACAGCAACAUCAUCAUCAUCAUCAUCAGCAGUUGUCGCUUCUGCUGCUGCAAUAUCAUCAUUAUCACCUUCAUCGUCAUCGUCAUUGUUGAGACCUCUUCCUGCAUCAUUCCAGACUGCUGA